AUGCGCGAGACGAUGCGAAACGGCAGCGUCAAUCGCAAACCCAGACGCAACAUAUCAGAAGUCACGCGCAGUUUUCGCUUGCAGCAUGCUCGCAACGACCUUCUCUUGUCAUCACACCCACUUUCGGAGCGCGCGUCACCGCUGAAUGACGCUGCAUCUGCAGCACAGGCUGCGCAAGCGUGGUUUCAGCAAACAAAACCAUCCGCACUUGCGCCUCGCCACUGCAAAGCUUCAACCGGCAUCCCUACAUUACCAUCCCUUGGCAGUAUGGGACACGACCAAAGAAGGGGCAAAGGAGCUUGUUACGAAGUCCAGCCGCUCAGUCACGGUUCAGAGAGCGUUCAGCUUGGGCCGAUGGACUCUGGAAGCUCGCGUUGCCGGCGUUCAGACAGGUCUGAACUUCUGACAUGUGGCAAUUCUCGCCAGGGCAGUGUCGGCUACGUCACUCCCUCCAGAAGCUUGUACAAAAGAUUGAAAGAAGGUCUGAACGAUGCUUUUUGGGACUACAGACUGGUCUGGAGCCAGAGGAAGAAUCAUGUCAGCGACGAACAUCUCGGCAUGCAAGCCAUAUUCGACUAUGCCGUCCGUCGUUGGAGCAAAGCUGGUACUGCUUCUCCCUCACUCUCGCGCUCACAGACUUCUAACGGUCCUGAAUGCGCUCACAACCCCGCUGAUGCCGCAUUCCAUGGACUUCAUCUGCCAGCGGCGGCUGCGUGGCCCACAGGAGAUCCGACACCGACACGGGAGGCAUUAAAGCAGCGAUCGCCGCACCCUUUCGAUCCGCUGCACCGCGACCUCGAACCACCUCAGCCAGCCUUUGUUAGAGGCAGAGUCUGGCGCCAGCCGUCCGUUAUAACUACGCAAACUGCUGAGACGUCGUGGACGGACGUUCAGCGGGCGGUCCAGGCGGAAAGCUCGCCCACGGCUCGGACGGCCGAGUCACGAACGCUCAAAGACGCCUCGGGCACGGUUCGUGACAUGCACGAAGGUAAGAUCCAGCGAGCACCGCGGCUCGCGCUCGUUGCUUGGGAGAGGGCGGACGACGCGCCGGUCCCGCAUGCGGGAACCCAGAGCCGUUCGCCUGCGCAGCAGCAGCGAAGCGAGCUCCGCGACACUCCCAAGGCCACGUCGGCGACCUCUGGCAAAUGGAGCGGCUUGCGCUCGGCUGCCGGCGCGGAUGGCACGGCCCAGACGUCCACGACGGGUGCGCUCCGCGCGCCGUAUCCCCCUCGAUCUACUCGCAAAGCGGCAUAG
This is a messenger RNA of Verruconis gallopava, 1254 nucleotides long. RefSeq lists its product as uncharacterized. Bases 1 to 1254 code for a protein of 417 amino acids. The record is from RefSeq and is a predicted model, not a curated record. The transcript is spliced from 2 exons. Lineage: Eukaryota; Fungi; Ascomycota; Dothideomycetes; Venturiales; Sympoventuriaceae.